CAGUGUGACGGGGAAGUGUGCUUUUCUGGAUCAAGCAGAAAACUAGACAGAAGUAUCUGAUUUACGCUUCUCGAUCGGAAAUUUCGCCGAAAUGAGGGGGUUUUCCUUCAUCGGCCGAGCUUCCAGAGCUUUUCACGACUACCCUUCUUUGUCGAAGCUGCUGGUUCUUGUCACUGUCAGUAGUGGAGGUCUUGUGGCUUACUCGGAGACACAGUCGGAGCUUGGUACACAUAGUGGCCAAGCUUCUAAAAUAGAGCCCAAGAAGAAGAAAAUUGUGGUGCUUGGAACUGGUUGGGCUGGCACAAGUUUUCUUAAAGAUCUGGAUGUCACCAAGUUCGAUGUUGAGGUGGUGUCUCCCUGUAAUUAUUUCACAUUUACACCUUUGUUACCAAGUGUCACGUGUGGUACCGUGGAACCAAGAAGCAUCAUUGAGCCUAUUCGGAAUAUAAUGAAGAAGAGAGGUGGAGAAAUUAAAUUUUGGGAAGCAGAGUGUGUCAAGAUUGAUUCAGCAAAUAAGAAAGUCCUUUGUCGGUCUAAACAUGGCAAAGAUUUGGUUGGAAAUGCAGAAUUUGUUGUGGAUUAUGAUUACUUGGUAGUAGCAUUAGGAGCUGAAGUAAAUACUUUCGACACUCCUGGGGUUAAGGAGCAUUGCCAUUUUCUGAAGGAAAUAGAGGAUGCUAGAAGGAUCCGUAGAAAUGUGAUUGAUUGUUUUGAAAAGGCCGUUCUUCCAACUCUAGGUGAAGAAGAAAGGAGCACAAACCUUCAUUUUGUAAUUGUUGGUGGGGGUCCCACUGGUGUGGAAUUUGCUGCAGAGCUGCAUGAUUAUAUCCAAGAAGACUUAGUCAAGUUAUAUCCCAUGGUUCAAGAUCUAGUGAAAAUAACAAUUAUCCAGUCAGGAGAUCAUAUAUUGAACACGUAUGAUCAGAGAAUUAGUUCAUUUGCUGAACAGAAGUUUCAAAGAGAUGGUAUUGAAGUGCAAACAGGAUGCCGAGUCACAGGUGUUUCUGAUAGGGCUGUUACUGUGAAGGUGAAGUCCAAGGGAGAAACUUCCACUAUACCAUACGGACUGGUUGUCUGGUCUACUGGUCUUGGGACCCGCCCUGUUGUUAGGGACUUCAUGGAACAAAUUGGCCAGACUAAAAGACGUGCUUUAGCAACUGAUGAAUGGCUGAGAGUCGAAGGGUGUGAUAAUGUUUAUGCUCUUGGUGAUUGUGCUACAAUAAAUCAACGCGCAGUCAUGGAAGAUAUCUCAAUGAUAUUUAAAGAUGCGGACAGAGACAAUUCUGGUACCUUAACUGUUGAAGAGUUCCAAGAUGUAAUUGAUGACAUCAUUGUAAGAUACCCCCAAGUGGAUCUCUAUUUACAGAGCAGGCAUCUGCGUAAUGUGGCUGAUCUCUUGAAGGAUUCCCAAGGCCGCAAUAGGAAGGAAGUGGAUAUUGAAGGCUUCAAAUCAGCACUCUCUCAUGUAGAUGCGCAGAUGAAGAGUCUUCCAGCAACUGCUCAGGUUGCGGCUCAACAAGGCGCCUAUCUUGCGAGGUGCUUAAACCGCAUAAAGGAGUGUGAAGUUAACCCAGAAGGCCCACUUCACUUCGGAGAAUCUGGUCGUCAUCAGUUUCGUCCUUUUCAGUAUAAGCAUUUUGGGCAGUUUGCUCCUCUCGGGGGUGAGCAGGCAGCUGCAGAACUUCCUGGGGAUUGGGUUUCCAUUGGGCACAGCACUCAGUGGCUCUGGUAUUCUGUGUAUGCAAGUAAACAAGUAAGCUGGCGUACAAGAGUAUUGGUGAUGUCUGACUGGACUAGGAGAUUCGUCUUUGGGAGGGACUCGAGUCGUAUUUGAAGCAGAAGGGGCCAGGCUCCUGCAAAUUUUAACUAUAGCCAACUUUCCUUGUUGGUCACA
Molecule: messenger RNA, 1894 nt
Organism: Telopea speciosissima
Lineage: Eukaryota; Viridiplantae; Streptophyta; Magnoliopsida; Proteales; Proteaceae
Product: external alternative NAD(P)H-ubiquinone oxidoreductase B1, mitochondrial-like
Exons: 10
Coding region: 92-1834 (580 amino acids)
Molecular function (GO): calcium ion binding; NADH dehydrogenase activity
Source: RefSeq, a predicted model, not a curated record